UAUAAUUGUCACAUGACACGCUUCAGCAGAGAAGUGAGUGUUGGGAGGGGGAGUGCACAAUCAUGGCUUGUGCAAAGCAAGACAUAGUUACCUAUGACCAGAGCUCAGGAGCUGAGAAAAACGUAGCUGAGGAGGAUCAGGAUACUAUCAAUGUCGCUCCUGACACAGUACUCCAGGUGGAGGGGGAGAUGUUCUUUGUGAACCGCGAGUAUUUGGCCCAGCUGAGUCCCUACUUCCGAGCCUUGUUUUUUGGCGGUGGUCGUGAGAGCACUAAGAAGCACAUUGAGAUUAAAGGAGUUGGACUGCGGCAGUUUCAGGCUCUAAUGGAGUUCACAAAGAACUUGAAGCUGAAAUUAGACUGCAAGAAUGUCCUUGAAAUUCUGGAGGCUGCUGACUUCCUCCAGUUGGACAGGGCUCGGUUACUCUGCUGCAAGUUCUUGGAAAGGCAAUUGCAUCUUAGUAACUGCUUGGGAAUGAUGGCCUAUGCUUGGCAGCUUGGCUGUCUGGACCUCUAUGCGGCAGCAAGGGAUGUCGUCUUGACCCACCUACCUGCCUUAGCCUCCGAGCAAGACUUUAUGUUCCUUCCGAAGGAAAGCAUUGCUGACCUCCUUGCUAGUGACAACUUAAGCAUUCCCAAAGAAGACCUAGCUCUUGAUGUGGCCCUUCGCUGGGCAACAUUUGACCCAAGUCGGGAAGAGGACUUCAUGGAACUGGUGGGUCUGGUCAGACCAGAGUGCUUAAGUCUUCCCUACAUUACUGAUCUUCUGUCCAAGAUAAACAGUUCAGACCCACGUGCCAAGCUCAUUUGUAGACUGAACGAUAACUUGCCCAGCAGUUGGACUAUGGGCAGGUCCAUGCCUAGAGCCCGCUCAAGAGAAACUCUGUUUGUUCUUGGGGGACCGCAUGAGCAAGAAACACAGUUGCUGUAUCAGUUUCACCCCUACAGUGGAAGAUGGCAAUCCCAUCCUUCGUUACAAAAGAAGUGUCUCACACAGUACUCUGUGGCUGCACUAGGGGAAAACAUAGUAGUGACUGGAGGCUACUUCCGGGACGUGUUAUGGUAUAGUGUGGACUGGGUGAGCAUUUAUGAGCAUGGCGACAAGCGAUGGGUGGACGGCCCGGCGAUGAAGAAGUCCAGGCACAGCCACUGCUCAGCAUCUCUGGAGUUCCAGGUGUUUGUGUUUGGCGGUAGUAUGGAUGAGGGACCUGUGGCCGACGUAGAAAGGCUGGUUUUGGGAGCCAAGGAAUGGGACACCGUAAGCCCCAUGGUGCGGGCUGUGGAAAGGGCGGCCACUGUCACUUUGGGGACUAGUAUUUAUGUGGCCUGUGGUCUAGAUGAGAAUGGUGAUGUUUACAGUGGGAUUCAGAGGUACAAGCCAGAGGUUGAUCAAUGGGACGUGGUAUCCUAUUCUCCGUUUCCACGUUAUGACCUUCUUGCAACUGAGCUCAAUGGUGCCCUCUAUCUGCUGGGAGGACAGGCUCUACGUUUAGACAUCGACACAGACGAGUGGACCGUUCUUCACGAGGACUGUCUGGACAACAAAUUCUUCACAGGCUGUGCCACUGUGAACGGGCAGAUUUACAUACUGAGUGAGAGGAAGAUAAACAAAACAUACCCAAACAUGAUUUUACUAGACCCUUACACUGACACUUGCUUGGAAAUUAAUGAUAAAAUACCCUGUCCUGUCCCCAUAAGAGGUUGUGUCACAAUGCAUGUCAGUCUUUUUUAAAGCCAUAAUGCCAAAACUAUUCUUUCAAAGUAGUAAACCAAUGCAAAAACAUUUUGUUGAGUAAAGUUGAGUAUAAUCAUAUUCUAAAACACUUUUAUUGUUAUUCAAAAGGUCACCGAAAAAAAAUAGCGGACGAGAAGCAUGUAUGCAACAUUACCAGUACUGAAGAUUACAAGAAUAUAUUCCUCUUCUGUCAUUGUUACAAGAUAUAUAACAACUACAAAAUGUUGCAUUAACAAACUCAGAACAUGGUAAAUCCCAAUAAAAAGAGGGAAAUUCAUACAAAAACAAUCACAGGUCUUUUAUAUGUUAAACAGUGUAAGACAGACGCACAGCUUUUGAAUGAAAGAUCAGUUAUGGCUACUGUGCAAAUAAACUU
Carassius gibelio (silver crucian carp) is the source of this 2109-nucleotide messenger RNA. RefSeq names its product kelch-like protein 23. Gene Ontology annotation, molecular function: protein binding. The record is from RefSeq and is a predicted model, not a curated record. Lineage: Eukaryota; Metazoa; Chordata; Actinopteri; Cypriniformes; Cyprinidae. The transcript is spliced from 3 exons. The coding region runs from base 63 to 1730 and encodes 555 amino acids.